AUCAAAUCGAUUAUUUAUCUUAUAAUGAUAAAAACAUUGUGUUGUCAUUUAAAUGACGGCCGAGAAAUAGAAUCAAAUGAAAAAGGUUUGCAUUUGAAAUACGAACACGUAAAAAAAGUUUGCUCCAACAGACAUUAUAUUUGCAAGAGCAAUGAUACCGCGGUAUGUACGAGAAGACUUUUCGGCGGGAAAAUAGAACAUCUGGAUUUUGAAAAUUCGUGUUAUUUAUUUUUGUUCAAUAUGUGCGACGAUUUUGAAAAUGAAUACUCCAUAGUAUCUUCUGGAAACUGUAGUGACUAUUUGAAAUCGAGAAGGAAUAAUCCAGCAUUAAAAGAAACAACUAAAACGGAAUUUAUUAGUACAAAGAAAGCUGCUCGAGCCGGCGCGUACAACUUCAGUGCAUUGUACGAGGUGGAAACCGCCUUCGACUUUCACACCUGCCCGAUGGCAUGCCCUCCGAUCUACAGCCCAGUAUGCGUUAACGUCAACCGAGGUCACGGGCUGUACUUCAAGUUUAUGACCUUCGUCAACCAUUGUGUCGGGGACCUCUACUAUUGCCAGCAUUGGGAAGAAUUCAAACCCCCGCCAGGAGAGAAUGAACUGGUGAAAAGCUCAACGCUUAGCUGGUCAUUAUGUGCUGCUAAUAGAUUCAUCCAGUUCGCAAGAUUCACUGAGAUGACAUCAUCUAUGGGUCAUUAUGGAUGGUUAGCUGGUGAUUACAGGCCAACUUAUAUUUUGAAGCCCCACGAAAGGAAUCCAAAAUAUGGCUAAUCUAGCACAGAUGAUAAUUUAAUUGACACGCGAAUUCUUCUAUUGAUAACAUGCUAAUUGUAUUGCAUGCACCUGCUCACAGAUUUAAGAAUAUACAGAACCCUUAUUCAGCCAUUAUUGAAUGUAAU
Molecule: messenger RNA, 899 nt
Organism: Pararge aegeria (speckled wood butterfly)
Lineage: Eukaryota; Metazoa; Arthropoda; Insecta; Lepidoptera; Nymphalidae
Exons: 6
Coding region: 25-771 (248 amino acids)
Source: RefSeq, a predicted model, not a curated record